This is a messenger RNA of Stylonychia lemnae, 2382 nucleotides long. The record is from the annotation of a GenBank genome assembly. NCBI's taxonomy places the organism in Eukaryota, Ciliophora, Spirotrichea, Sporadotrichida, Oxytrichidae.
AUGGGUCAGUGUUACACAACUUGUUGCUAAACCUAAGACAAGAACGGCAAUAACUCGUCUAAAACAUGCCAACCUUACAAAGGCAUGCCUAAGAAAUACAAUAGAAAUUAGACAAGGACUAUAGAUAUGGUAAAGGGCUCAACUUUUGCAUUCACUAAUGCUAAAGAUGUUACAGCUGCUGCCAGUUUGCUACUUGGUUCUGAUGCUCCCCCACAAACUGAAUUUCAGGCUCACUUUGAUACAGUCAUCUCAGGAUAUUAUCCCCACUUCAAUCAAUCUACGAUUAAAAUGCCUUAAUCUAUUCUUGAGGGAUCUGAUUAAGCUUAUAAAGUGUCAACAAUAAUGCUUGAUUCAGCUAAUCUUUCUCAGAUUAAAAGAGCAAGACUUAGCAAAAAGGGUUAAGAAGAAUGUACUGAACGGAAUAAUUUUGAUAUGAUAGAGGAGAUCAAAAAGAGAAAUAAUAAGUAUUUUAUUAAGGACUAUGGCAAGAAUGACUACUCUCAAUUUUUCUUUAAUGAAUCUGGCAGACCACCUAAAAUCACUCUCCUUCAUUAAUAGAGGGAGUUUAUAGAGGACUUAGCUCUCUCAAAUUAAGAAAAAAUAGCGAAAAUUCAAACUAGACUUAAUUAUCUCACAAACCCUCAAUAAUCAUUGAUAAUUGGUAACUAGGAGAAAAAUAUAGAUUUUGGAGUAGAUCUAAGCUAAUAUGAAAAGUUGGUAAUUGAAGUUAAAUAUGCUUCAUUUGAAUAACCUCUUGGCAGAAAGCAAAAACCAAUCGUAAUCAUUGGUCAGCCAAUUAUCUGUAUCCCUGAAUAAAUUUAAAAUAUCCAAAAUGGAGCUAAAAUUUAUAAUAAUAUUUUGCCUAUUGACUAGUCAUACUACUCUGAAAUAUAAGGAGGCAGAAAAACUACAUAUGCUCAAUAAAUGGCUAAACCCAGACACAUGAAAAGGAAUUCUUAAGCCCCAGAAAACACAUAGACGAAGGAGAUCCUAAAAUCUUAAAAGCCGGGCAAUUAACAGUAAGACAACAAUAAAUCGAUUGUAAAAAAGUCAGCAAUUCUGAAAAAUUUCUUGCAAAGUUUAAACCCAAUAGAAUACUUGAAUGAAAAUAACAAUAAGGAUGUAACACUGCAAUAUGAUUAAAAUUCUCAAAUAAACAAGCUGCUUUUAUCAAGCACCAAUAAAAAACAUAAUAAGUUGAAUGAUAGUCAACUUUGUAAAUAGGAUAGUAAGGUAUCUAUAUUAGAAGAGUCAAAAUUUAAAUAAUCAAAAGAUGAGUAUUUAUUUGAAACGAAGGCAACUUUUCUAGAGGAAUAAAAGAAGAAAAGUCUCUUUGAAGGUAAGAAAAGGAAAAAAGCAGAAUCAGAAAAAAUGAUAGUGCCUUUGUCAGAAGCAUUCAUUCUUUACUAUGACAAAAACUUAAGCUCUAGAGAUAACAAAGCUUUUUCUAUUUAGUUGUAAAUCAAUACCAAUGAUAAGAAUGGGAUUCUUAAUGUCGGUAAGAAAUAAAAUUUCCUUCUAUAUUAGUUCAGUAAUGGAUAAAUAUACGAAAAAGAGAUAAUUCUUGGCUCGUCAAAUGACUCUUAUUUGAUUUCAUCAUAAGAAUCAAUAGGUAAGUCUAGCAGUAACCAAUGCAAGUUGAGUAUAAGAGUAUAAUACAUCAAAGACGAGCAAGAGAAAUUAGUAGAAGCCUUGGACUAACUCUGUUUAAGGCAAAACUAACUUGGUUAACAUCUUUAGAAGGUAGAUGAAUUGAUGCAGGAGGCUAUUGAUCGUCAAGCUAAGCGAAUUCACAGAAACUAAUAGCACAUGUAGCCUCAUUAAAAAAGCUAGUAUUUGAACUAUAUAGAUUCAGCAUAAAAUAAACCGUACUAAUCACCAAUGAAUCAGUUAGAAAAAUAGGGUUUUGAAUAUUCAACAGCUGCUAAGCCAAUGUUAAAGCUAUAGUAAAUGAAUUAUGAUACACCUCAGAGUAAACUCUAAACCACUACUACUCAUAAAAGAACUCGAAGAGGCACUCGCAACAUGUCACCCUCUACAUACCAAAAAUCUCUGCUUGCUUUUGAAGAAUAGAGUUCUAAAGUUGGAUCAUCUUAUCACGUAAUUGGUGAAGAAGAAUCUUCUGAAUAUCAUAACUCUUAAAGAGCUAAAUACUAUCAUGGUUAGAUAAAAUUCUUGCCAAACCAGAAUCCAUAAAACUCUAGAGAAUCAAAGACUCUUGAAGAUGAUAUUGUUAACACUUAUAGCUGUUAGUAGUACCUUGAUAAUGACGACGAUACUCUCAGAUAAGUACAUAUGAGUAGAUUGGAUUAAAUAAGUGAUAGAGUCGAUACUUUCCCUGACUAGGAAUAUAACACUGAAAGCAGGUAAACAGAAGAAUGA